GUGGCACAGUUGAGGAAGGAAGGCAUGGAGGUUUUGGUCCCUUGAUCAAAGUACGGUCUUGCCUUUUAGAGUCUGCAGCCCCUCUUCAUGAUCACAUCACUUCAUAAUUGUCUCAAGGACCUUAACCAAGGAGCGCUGAAGCUGAUGCUGUGGAAGAAAGUCACAGAGAAAGGACACUAUCUGAAGCGUAACAGAUCGGAAAGACUAGAAGGGACACAGCCAGAGGCUGUACCUCUGAGAGGUAGGCACUAGCCACCCUUUAUGCACCCAGCGCAGAUCUGAAGUCAAUACCUGUGUGCGUGUCAGGGAGAGCUGCUGUGGACGGACACAGGCCCUGCGUCAUCAACCGAUUCACUAGGGCCACAUCGAUGGCAGACUCUGUGAGAGACACUGCCUCUAUACUCCCUUCUCCACAGAAAAACCAAGAGCUUAGGAACGAGGCUAGCAGAGUGCUUCAGACUUGGGCUCCCCAGAUGAAGGGCUGGCUGCCACCCUUGCCAGGACCUUCAUGUGCCAGGUUGGCGAUCAUGUUGGUCUUGGUACUGAUUUUCCUGCCAAGCAUGUACUGUGACCUGGGAUCAGUAUACCACUCUUCCUAUGAAAUAGUCAUCCCCCAGAGUCUGGCGGUGGAGGGAAGGGAAGACCCAGAGGAAGAGGUGUCCUAUAUGCUACCUAUGCAGGGCCAGAAGCAGCUGCUUCACCUGAAGGUGAAGAGAGACUAUUUUGUGCAUAACUUUCCAGUCUUCAGCUACCACAAUGGCAUCCUGGGGCAAGCGGUGCCUUUCAUCUCCCGGGACUGUCACUAUGAGGGCUACGUAGAAGGAGUGCCAGGCUCCUUUGUCUCUGUCAACAUCUGUUCAGGCCUCAGGGGCUUCCUGGUUAAGGAAGAACAAUCCUAUGGCAUUGAGCCCAUGCACUCUUCAAAACGGUUUGAACAUGUGCUGUACACCAUGGCACAUGAAGCUCGAGUCUCCUGUAGCGUCACUUCCAACGACAGCCAAGUGGCACCCACCAGCCAGCAACCAGACAGCAGCAAGCCUCGCAGUCUGCAGGCGCCAUCCUACUUGUGGUCACACACCAAGUACGUGGAGAUGUUUGUGGUGGUCAACAACCAGCGGUUCCAAAUGUGGGGCAGUGACGCCAACGAGACCGUCCAGAGAGUGAUGGACAUCAUUGCUCUGGCCAACAGCUUCACCAGGGGAAUAAACACAGAGGUGGUGCUGGCUGGAAUGGAGAUCUGGACUGAGGGGGACCUCGCAGAGGUCCCAGUGGACCUGCGAGUUGCACUCAGGAAUUUCAACAGCUGGAGACAAGAGAAGCUCGUCCAUCGUGUGAAGCACGAUGUCGCCCACAUGAUCGUUGGACACCAUCCUAAAGAGGAUAUGGGACAGGCAUUUCUCAACGGUGCCUGCUCGAGCGAUUUUGCAGCAGCUGUUGAAUCCUUCCACCAUGAAGAUGUCCUCCUGUUUGCAGCACUCAUGGUCCAUCAGCUUGGGCACAACUUGGGUAUGCGGCACGACCACUCGGCCUGCGUUUGUAAAGACGCACACUUUUGCCUCAUGCUUGAAAAUAUCACCAAAGAAAGUGGCUUCAGCAACUGCAGCUCCGACUUCUUCCACCAGUUCCUCUGGGAACACAAAGGAGCCUGCCUAUUUAACAAGCCUGGGCACAAACGCCGCUUACGCAGGAAUGGCCGGUGUGGCAAUGGUGUUGUGGAAGACGAUGAGCAGUGCGACUGUGGUUCUGACUGUGACAUUCACCCGUGUUGCGACCAAACGUGUAGGCUGAAGCAGAAUGCAUUAUGUAAUCCCAGUCCCUGUUGUAAUGUUUCAUGCCAGUAUGAACCUAUUGGACGUAGUUGCCGUCCUGCUUCUGGAACGUGUGACCUCCCAGAAUUUUGUCUUGGUAACUCUGGAGAAUGUCCCCCAGACCACUACAAGCUAGAUGGUACGCCAUGUCAAGAGAACAACUUCUGUGUUGGGGGCCUCUGCAGGAGCUUUGACUAUCAAUGUUUUGACGUUUUUGGGUACCCUGCAAGAUCUGCUUCAGAAGACUGUUAUCGGUUACUUAACAAGAAAGCGAAUAGGUUUGGAAACUGUGGUAUGGCCUCGUCAUCUAACCAAUAUGUUCAAUGCGCAGAUGAAAACAUACUUUGUGGGAAAGUUGUAUGUACAAAUGUUCAAAUGCUACCAAAUAUAAGAAACCUAUCUACCAUGCUGCAGGUCCCUCAUAAUGAUGACUACUGCUGGACCAUGGAUAUGUCUGGCACUUCUGAUGUCCCUGAUGAUGGGCGGUCAUAUAAUGGCAAUGUUUGUGGUUCAGACAAAAUUUGCAUGAAUUUCUCCUGCACUGCAUCCUCUGUGCUUGGGUACUCAUGCAAUGAAAAGGAGUUGUGUAAUGGGAAAGGGGUUUGCAAUGAUCUCAAGCACUGCCAUUGUGAGAUUGGUUUUGCCCCUCCUGACUGCAGCUCUCCAGGAUCUGGUGGUAGUGUGGACAGUGGCCCCCCUGGUAUAGAACCUCAUCCAUCGCCACCAGAUCAAGGUGAUGGUCAAAACACUAGCAGUGAUUCCAGACAUCAAGAAGCUUUCUUAGACUGGAUGAUGAUACUACUUAUUAUACUUUUUAUCAUAAUAGUAAUAAUUAUAAUUUUUUGCGUCACCACCAUUUGUAGAGAGGCAGCAGAAAAGGCGCCUGCAGAGGCUGCUGCAGCAGGGGCUGCCGCACCAGAGGCUGCCGCACCAGAGGCUGCCCCAGAAGAGGCUGCCCCAGAAGAGGAAGCAGAGGAGGAAGAGGAGGAGGAGGAGGAGGAAGAGGAAGAGGAAGAGGAAGAAUCUGAGCCUUAAGCCAAGUAGUGGGAGAAAGAAGCCUAAUGUGUCAAACACCUCAAGCAAUGAGUAGGAAUGAGAGGCUCAGUGAAGCAAGAGUGAAGUGGGAAUUGAUAGCUUCAGUG
Messenger RNA from Phacochoerus africanus (Common warthog), 2950 nucleotides. RefSeq names its product disintegrin and metalloproteinase domain-containing protein 1a-like. Gene Ontology annotation, molecular function: metalloendopeptidase activity. Gene Ontology annotation, biological process: binding of sperm to zona pellucida; proteolysis; male gonad development. Gene Ontology annotation, cellular component: sperm head plasma membrane; external side of plasma membrane; plasma membrane. The transcript has a single exon. Lineage: Eukaryota; Metazoa; Chordata; Mammalia; Artiodactyla; Suidae. The record is from RefSeq and is a predicted model, not a curated record. The coding region runs from base 369 to 2843 and encodes 824 amino acids.